Messenger RNA from Acanthoscelides obtectus, 1958 nucleotides. Lineage: Eukaryota; Metazoa; Arthropoda; Insecta; Coleoptera; Chrysomelidae. The record is from the annotation of a GenBank genome assembly.
GAAGCAUAAGCAGCCUUGGGAAAAAUUACUCCGAACGUCCGUGAAAUUUGGUAGGGAACGCGCCAAACAGUUGAGUACACGGUGAUCAAAGGGACCGAUAGUAGCUGUCGCUUCUGCAGUGUCCGCGUCUUUACUUUCUUACUUCCAGCGUGUCUGUGGUUUUGUGAUAUAAAAAAUGGAAACUAACCUGAAAUAGAUUUUUUCUCCACUUUUGAUUGACUGAAGAUUGUCAUUUCUGCAAUAACAAAAAAAAAGCUGAUAAAAAAGUCGUAUUCAGCAUAUUUUGAAGAGCAUUCCUAUCCUACAAGAACUGCUUCACAAUGACUACUAAUCAAACUUAUAAGCCGUCCGAAGGGAAACGUGAGGAAUUUCGAAAAUAUUUGGAGAAAAAUGGCAUUAUGGAUGCUUUGACAAAGGUGCUGGUGAAUCUGUAUGAAGAACCUGAUAAACCAGAAGAUGCUUUACAGUAUCCUUAUGUCAUUCUAGUCUUCAGCCUUGUUAAAGAUAGUCAAAAAUCGAAGCUGAAACCAAUUUUCUGUUCGCAUUUUCCUAGCCAAUAUAUCCUAGACAAGCUGUCAAUUCAGGCAGGUCUAGAAACCCAGAAACAACUUCUUAGCAAACUAGAAGAGGCAAACAAUCAUGUCAAGGCACUAGAAGAAGAGCUUGAACAACUUCGCGUGGCUAUGGCUCCUCGACCUGAAGAUGAGCCUGGAGAGGUUCCACCUGAAGAAGGUGCAGAAGCGGUGAACACGCCCGCAGAGGAUGCUCCGCUUGAGGAGCAACCGCCUGCGGACGAGCAAUAAGCCAUCCAUUCGCCAACCAGGUACACCUUUUUUGCUGGAAGGCGCAUUUUCGUACUGAUUUCGUUAUUGAGUAUUGUUAGUAAUAAAAUAUCCUUACCUUUUUGUACUUAAUUUCUCACUUGAGCUUGAUGAUCAUACCAUCGCGAAUUGAUCUGUAUAAAAAUGUAGCUCCUGGAAAAUUCUGAAGCAUUUGUAGAUACAAUUAACAAUCAAUUUUUAUAUGUGGACAAAAAAUAAAUUGACAGUUAAAAUUUAAAAGCCUCAAUUAAAUUCACUAGUACAUAAUACCAAAGUGUACUCAAAUUAUUUCUAGUAAAUCUCUAUUAUAUUUUGCGACGACUCUGCAGCAUGAUCAGCAAUAUUUUUGUUUAAGGCCUUUGUACAGCUCAAAAUUAACUGCUACAUAACGAAUAUAAUAAAAUAUAUGAAGUGUCUUUUCUAUCUGAGGAUAGUCAACCAUAUGAUAGCGCCCAAAAAGGGAUCUGAAAGAUUUUAACGGCAUCUGUGGCAUAAUAGGAAACCAUAAAAAUGAAUUUGCAUACUUUGAGGAGUGUGGUUAUGCUACUGUCUCAUAGAUUGCGCUAUUAUCUUCCAGAUACCAUUUUCCGUUAGAGUUGCCUAUCUCGAGGUAGAACACGUUAAUCAAUGAUCAUAUUUACUUCUGUUCAAGCAAUGUUAGCAGAAUUCAUUUUAUUUGUUUAGAGAUACGUAAACAUUAAUCCGUAAUGUGGAAAUCAUUUAAAAAUUGAUAAACAUGAUACUGAGAUUGGUGCUGUAAUGUCGCUCAAUCAACAUCAUAAACAGAAUAAUAUAUUUACAAGGAUUUGUCUUAAAAGCUUUGCUUUGUUAUUAUGAAUGGGUAUGAAUGUUGAUAACAUGGAAAUGACGGUGAAUUGCUUUCAAAUCUCGGCAUUUUCAAGAAGUCGCCUAGUUCUAUAGAAAUAAUUCAUUCAGAGAUGUUCAGUCAAAUAUAUUUUCCGCCGUAAAAAUCCAUUCAUUUCUAAUAACCUAUUUUUGUACAUUUUCGUUUUUUUUAUUCCAGUAAUGAUAGUAUUAUUAUUCAAAAAGUAUAUUAUUGCAACUGAGUUGUGUUAUUUUUAUGAAUCAUUCUGAAUAUGAAGUUUUCUUUUAUAAAAUAUAAACUGCGUUUAAAUA